Molecule: messenger RNA, 1824 nt
Organism: Hirsutella rhossiliensis
Lineage: Eukaryota; Fungi; Ascomycota; Sordariomycetes; Hypocreales; Ophiocordycipitaceae
Product: fungal specific transcription factor domain-containing protein
Exons: 3
Coding region: 1-1824 (607 amino acids)
Biological process (GO): DNA-templated transcription
Cellular component (GO): nucleus
Molecular function (GO): zinc ion binding; DNA binding
Source: RefSeq, a predicted model, not a curated record
AUGCCCACCCGGCCGUCGUCGUGCCCGCCACUCGCCGAAUCCUUUGGCUACUUCGGAUACAGCAACACUAACACAUUGGCCCUCAUACAAAAGCUAGGGUUGGCUCGCCACGACAGCCACUUCGAUAGCUCUCUGGCGCUCGGCCCUGAAGCCGCCGACGAGGUCCAUCGAAACAUGGAGCAUAUGCCUGAUCGACGGAUACUAGACUUUCUGGUGCAAUACUUUAUUAAUGAAAUCAAUUGGACGGGCCAGUUGGUACACGGUCCUUGGUUCCUAGCAAAGUACAAGAUUUGGUGCACGGCGGAAUGCAUCAAGUCCGUGCCAGACGUCGACUUUACCAUCCUGCUGCUGCGCGUCUGCUCCUACGCGCUGCAAUUCCUCCCGUCGCCGAGCUAUCCCCUCGACAAGAUCCGCGGAGUAUUGCUCGCCGACGUACGCAGCUCAUCCGACGAAACGGCCGAUAAACUUGAAGCCAUCAGCAUGGCGGCAGACGGCCGAGGCUCCUUGAUUCGAGUCCAGCAAUUGGCAUUCGUCGGGCUCAAGUGCCAGAUUGAAGGCAAGAUAGACACUUUCUGGGAAGUGCUGGGCCGCGCCAUCCGGGUCGCGCAGAGCGUCGGUAUACACAGCGAAGCCGCAAGGUCCCGGAAGGGCAUGGACAAGACCGACCAGGAGAUGGAACGCAGAACGUUCUGCAACCUCUUCAUCUGGGACAGCCUGCUCUCCCGCCAGCUCGACCGCAUCCCUUUUCUCCACGGACGCCUGGGCCCCGAAAACUGGCCACAGUUGCAUCUGCUCAAAUGCGAAGGUGGUGGUGGAGGCACAGGAGACAGCAUAGAGUCGGACGUUGACGCGCCCGACCCCUUCGCCGAACGGCUCCUCCAAGCCCACCUGGCAGAUUUCUGGCGCAGCGUCGGUCCCGCGCAGGGCGCCGAGUACGACGUCAUGGCCGCCGAGGAACGGUAUGACAGGUUCUGCCGUGACUAUCUCUCGCAACUCCCCCCAGCCUUCGCCCUCGUGGAUCCGGACGAGACGUGGGACAAGCGGUUUCCAAAACUGCCCCUGCAACGGAAGCACCUCCACAUCGCCAUUUACGACUCGUUGUGUUGGAACUUCCGGCCACUGUUCCUGCGACAACCGUUGCCCCUGCCCUCGUACAAGUCCGUGGUCCUUCGCUCCCAGAUCAAGUCGCUGGCCGUCGCGGCGCUGCAGGUCAUGGACGGCCUCACGCAGUUACAUGCUUUGCUCGGAGGCUGCCACGCGCGCCUGGCUGGGAUUGUCUCUUCGACGUUCGAAGCAGCCGUGGUGCUCCUCUAUCUGUUGAUGGAUCCGACGUUCCCGGAGGACUGUCCCAGUCAAUAUACCCCUUCGCCAGCUGCCAUCAAGAAGGAUCCGCUGCAGGCGGCUACGCCUACGGUCACGCGGCUUGGAUGCCUACAGGCGGCGCAAAGAGCGCUGAAGCGGCUGAAAAUGCUUGCCGAGGUGAGCAAAAUGGCAGAUCUCGGAGCGAGCAUCUUGGUCCAGUUGUUCAGCAAAAUAUCAGAGACCAGUAGACGGAGAGUUACCGACACGGACGAGGUGGCCCCGAUCCAGGGGCAGGAAGUCGUGGGCGCCACAACGACAACACCACAGUCAGAGCUGGGACUGACGUCAGCCGCGAACGAGGUGUCAAGCUGGCUCCCUCGCGACCCCAUGGAUCUGCGUUCGGCGAGUGGCUUCGUGUCGAUAAGCGGGACGCUGGCCGCAGGGGAAAUGGCACCCUGGCCUUCAUUCGACGAUACGUUAAAUAUGUAUUCCCAGGAUACCGAGUAUUUCUGUGACGAAUAG